AGCACCGGCCCGGUCUCCCAGGCAGGCAGCACUGGUGGCGCAGCUUCACCAGGAGCCUCAGCAGGAGGGCACGGCCAAGGGAUGAACCUUUCCACCAGCAUCAUUUUCUGCUUCCUGAUCCUGGGCGUCAGCAGCCAGGGAUGGGGGACGUUCCUCAAGGAAGCUGGUCAAGGGGCUAAAGACAUGUGGAGAGCCUACAGAGACAUGAAGGAAGCCAACUACAUAGGUGCAGACAAAUACUUCCAUGCCCGCGGAAACUAUGAUGCUGCCCAAAGGGGACCAGGGGGUGCCUGGGCUGCUAAAGUGAUCAGUGAUGCCAGAGAGACUAUUCAGGGGAUCACAGACCCUCUGCUUAAGGGCAUGACCAGGGAGGAGCUACGGGAGGACACGAAGGCCGACCAGUUUGCCAACGAGUGGGGCCGGAGCGGCAAAGACCCCAACCACUUCAGACCUCCUGGCCUGCCUGACAAGUACUGAGCUGCCUCUCUCUCUGCUCAGGAGACAGGGCUGUGAGUCCCCAAGGGCGGGGACCCUGAGCUGGAGCGUUCUCUGUCCACAGAAGGCAGCGGAUCUAAUAAAUGCUUGAGAUG
Molecule: messenger RNA, 590 nt
Organism: Odocoileus virginianus texanus
Lineage: Eukaryota; Metazoa; Chordata; Mammalia; Artiodactyla; Cervidae
Gene: SAA1
Product: serum amyloid A1
Cellular component (GO): extracellular region
Source: RefSeq, a predicted model, not a curated record